Gregarina niphandrodes is the source of this 1647-nucleotide messenger RNA. RefSeq names its product histidine phosphatase superfamily (branch 1) protein. The record is from RefSeq and is a predicted model, not a curated record. Gene Ontology annotation, molecular function: phosphatase activity. The transcript is spliced from 2 exons. Gene Ontology annotation, cellular component: cytoplasm. Bases 1 to 1647 code for a protein of 548 amino acids. NCBI's taxonomy places the organism in Eukaryota, Apicomplexa, Conoidasida, Eugregarinorida, Gregarinidae.
AUGGAGUUAAAGGAGCCUCAGAAAGAACCAAACCAACUAAGUGGCAAAGGAGUCAAUGAUUCAAUCACUCUGUGCAUUGUGAGGCACGGCGAGAGCAUCCACAACGUGGCCGAGCGAUAUGGUGUGGAUACGCGUUCUGAUUUGAAGUAUUACGACCCCCCUUUAACUGAGAAGGGUUGUCUGGACGUGUCGGAAGAGUUGCGUCCGACUUGCAACUUGACAGGUGUUUUUUCUGUAUGGGUUUCACCAUUGCGACGGACAUUGGAAACGGCGGUGAUAGCGUUGCCGGAAUUGUCGGAGUUCGUUGUGGUGGAGACUUUGAGGGAGAUUGCGGGAUUGAAAACUGCGGAUGCACGUCGCAGGAAGUCGGAGAUAGAAGCCUGGUUGAAGACGAGGUUCCCAGACAAAAGGUUUGAUUUGACUCUGGUAUCAGGUGAGACGGAUCCUUAUGAGGGUGGGACGGUACGUGAGACGGCUGCUGACAUUAUUGAGCGAAUUAUUGCGUCAUUACAAUUACUCUUGGAAUCCGGACAGAAGAAUGUAAUCUGGGUUAGUCAUUCUGCUUUCCUUUCUUGUCUAAUGUCUUAUUUGUUUUUGCCUUCCGGUAAUCCCGAGGCUCGUUGGCUGCGCAAUGGAGAGUGGAGAAUAAUCGACCUGCCGGUUAAAGCACUCAAACGUCACCUUGAACGCUGGCCUUCGACCAUCACUCAGGGAAACAGGACUUGGCAAUUCGUUCCUGGCUCACACUGGGGUACUAGAGCACUCUUGGUCGAACCGUUGCCGGCGCCUUUGCUGACCACCGACCUACUAAAUUCUCUGAGCGAAUUGGUCAACAUAGCCACGUUCCCCCCGAAGACCCAGAUCUACGCGGUAGAGUCCAUUGCGGCCCUCGUCUUCGGCGCACGACUCAGGGAACGGUCCCCUCACAAGCACGUCGUCGUUCUCGGACAUCCCUUUCGACCGAAGAACGAACCAGACACCGCAACGACCAUCGCCGCAACGACCAUCCCCGCAACGACCGUCGCCGCAACGACCAUCGCCGUAGUCCCUCAGAAUGACUUGCUUGUGCAGUCGUCUCCUGUGCAGUCGUCUCCUGUGCAGUCGUCUCCUGUGCAGUCGUCUCCCUCUCUGGCCCGCACCAGCUCCGGUGCUCUCAUCAACGGCGACCCCGUCUUGUUGUCCGCCUGUAAUCAAGUUGUAGCGCAUUUAAGAACGGACUGCGAUAUAUCCUUGCAAGUGGAGGACCCGCCGGAUAAGAUCCACGGCGAAGGCCUCCUGGUCCAUCACGAGCACAGCCCUCUGGCCAACCGAGUGCCCGAACAUGUACUUGGGGAGAAGGCCAAGCCUUGGAUAUAUAAAACUGAAGGAUACAGCCGCAUUAGUCUCACCUCCGCCAACACAAUACACUCUACGAAACUUGGAGUGCAAACGAGGGCCCAUCUGCUGGUCAUAUGUCACCCUUCCAGCCAGCAGGAAACUGGCAAACCAGAAAACGGCGUGCCUUGUCACCAAAGCACACGCGUGUGCGAGCGUGCCCCGUUCUGGUGCACAGCCGGUUAUCUCAGAUGUCUAGCCCAAGAUAUAUCCCUCUUGCCUGAUUCUCUGUGCCCGCUUUCAAUAACCAUUAUCAUGCCGUUCUCUUUGUGA